CCUAGUUAUCUUGGUGAUGUUUAAAUAUAAUUGUACUAAUGAUGUAGGUAUGAUUCAAAUGAUGUGCACUGAAUAAUUUAACGAGUAGAUACGACAUUACAGCCAUGUUUAUCAUGUUAAUAAUAUUGACAACGUAUUCCAGUUUAUAUGUUGCGGAAGCCCUGGACAAUUGGGGACCCUACGUAGUAGAAUGGAAGAAGUGUCACGGGUGCAAUAGUACGAAUAUGGGGUCUGGCGUGUCCCUUGUUAGCAACAUGGAACGUCGCCAUCCAGAUCCCAUAUUUCAUAUUAUGAACUUUACGAUAACGGAUCCAGUACGAUUGGAUGAGAUAAAAGUAACAGCAUUAACGGUGAAAGAAGGGCGCAAAGUGUUAUUUGGCAAGAGGAAACUGACAAAGCCAUGCGAUUUUUACGCUUCCUUUCUGAUUUUGGAGAAAACCUUCCACGUUGACAAGGAUUGCAUAUUGCGGAAGGGUACUCAUGUUUUUGAUGUCAAUUUAAAUGAAUUGACAAGAUUCUUCAUGGGCAAACAAUUUAUCUACGGUCAUUAUUACGUGAAAGCACUCGCGCUGAAUAAAAAAAAGAUGAUUAUGUGUGUUGAGAUAGUCUCAAUUAUAAAGAAGUCUUAAGACUAAAAUUAAGUAGUCCAAAAUUAAAUCUAAUUACCUACUUACCUAAAUUAUAAUUUUACUUAUUGUUCAUUACCCAUAUGUCAUACUUACUAGUUAUUGUAGACCGUAAGUUUGUUCUGUUGUGUAAUAGUAUCAUGAUAUUACGUCGGAAUUUAAUUUACCCUCAGAUUACCCAGGGAGUGAUUGGGAGUGACAGGAAGAACACUUACAAUUCGGAAAAAUAAUAAGUAAUUGCUGUGACAGGGACUCGAAUUCUGGACAAAGACUUUUCUAUGAAGCUACAUUAUACUUACUACUCUUACUAAAUAAAUGAAUAGGUAGAAGCUCAUGCGCAUUUUGUAUCACUUAAAGUGGAUUAGGGUUGCCCAGUACGUCUUAAUUUAAAAAUGUAUGCCUGUAAUUUCAUAUAACACAGGACGAACAUGACAAAGCAUGGUUUCGGCUUGACUUUGACUCGUUGUAGAUUUUGGGUGAUACACACACAAGCAAUACCGCGAGUCCUGUGCCGGAUUUAUGUGUGCAUUAUGUUACGGACAAUGUGAGAAAUUCGGAUAUUAUGAAUAAUGGCCGGUUAUUAUUCAUAAUGCCCGCAUCCAUUAGGCAACGCAAUUACGCAACGUAGGUAUUUAAAACUGCAUGAUUAAUCACACUGAU
Molecule: messenger RNA, 1286 nt
Organism: Pectinophora gossypiella (pink bollworm)
Lineage: Eukaryota; Metazoa; Arthropoda; Insecta; Lepidoptera; Gelechiidae
Exons: 4
Coding region: 105-629 (174 amino acids)
Source: RefSeq, a predicted model, not a curated record